GCUCGGUCCGGCUGGAGCUGGGCGGCCCCGCAGCCGGGGCCCACCCCUUCUCCUCGCUGCCUCUCACCUCAGGAGAGUGAGAGGCCGGGGGCCCGCCUGCCCCUGCAGGAGGUGGGGGGCUCGUCCCAGGGCCCCCUCGGUCCCAGCAUCACCCGACCGGGCGGCAGAGCCCGCCGCGCCGUGUGGAGGCGGCCGGGAGAAGCGCUGUGAAGUUGAGGUAGGGCUGGGAGCGAGCCGUGCCCUGGCCGGGAAAGGAGGGAGCUGGCAGGCUUGUCCGCCCUGCUCCUUCCUUCUCCUCCUCGGGGAAGCGCCUACGGCGGGUGUUGAGUCCUCUUAGCGAGCACAGGGUUUGAAGCCGACAGCUGCUUUAACGUCUCACUAACGUUUUCCCUCUGCGCUGAUUCUCUGUAGUUAUCUCUGCUGCCAGUCGUGCUAGUUCCUGGGGCUUUCUUUACAAUCUUAGAAGCAGGUCAGAGCUUGUAAUUCGUUGAGCAUGAGGGCUCAGCGACAAGGCUGCCUUGCUCUUGCACACCGGGCUAAGUCAGCACAAAAAGGUUUGUUCUUGAGCAGUUUCUUUCUAGGAAUCGAGUGAUGAAACUGUGUGGUGGUCUUAUUCCUGUCAGAAUCUGUUCUCAUUUCCGUCUUGCAUUGUUGUAAUACAUGUAUGCAUGAGCCUGCCACAGACUACAUCUUCCACCCCAUCUUCUUAUUUUUUUCUUCCCCCAAUUGGCUGGUCUCUUUAACUGUUAUCUUCUGCUGCCAAGGGUUUGAUGUAUCGUGGUGCCAUCUCCCAGUCCAAAGUCUCCUGAAAACUUGGUUUGGUCCCCUUGUAACUAUGUGAUCCAGAAGUCAGCAUAACUGGUAUAUUCUCCUGAGGGUUUUCUGACAUCCCUGCUCUUCAUGCUUCCAUCUGGAGUUGUUCCAAAGUCCUGGAUUUUCUUGCCCCCAUGGAAAAAUGGAGGAAGAGGAAUUGUGGUGUGUGGGUGUGGAAACGUUUUUGUUUGAGGGGAUGACCGGAUGUUUUACAAUGUGGUGCUGUAUUCAAACAAAUGUUCUGAAGAUGUCUUAUAGUAAAGAACAGAAAUCAAGCCUGCAGUAUCUAUUGAGCCACCUGUUCAUGCCUGAAUGAGCUGGACAAGAUUUUGAUACACGAUGCCAAUAUUGAUCGGUGCUUUGUCUUGGAUGUGGCUGAUGUGGAAGAGGGCGCAGGAGGACGCCGAGGGCUGUGUCACUGAUUCUUGACAGCCAGGAACCUGACCAAAACUCUUGACGAAGAAAGAGGAAUGUGUUUCUCCCGCAAUCUCCAUUUGUGUUGUCAGCCUGUCUCCCAUUCCUAGAAAUCUGCAGGCACUAUGGAAGCAAUAGCUGGUGAUGGUGAGUCCAACUUCAGAGCAAUAUGACAGUUUGCUCCGGCAGAUGUCAGAGAGAAUCGAUGAGGGAUGUGGGGAGACCAUCUAUGUCAUCGGUCAAGGAUCCGAUGGGACUGAAUACGGUCUGAGCGAGGCAGACAUGGAAGCAUCCUAUGCCACGUUGAAGAGCAUGGCAGAGCAGAUCGAGGCAGACGUGAUCCUCCUGCGGGAACACCAGGAGGCGGGGGGAAAGGUGCGCGACUACCUGGUUCGGAAACGUGUGGGUGACAACGACUUCCUGGAGGUCAGGGUAGCAGUGGUUGGCAAUGUGGAUGCAGGAAAGAGCACAUUGCUGGGUGUCUUGACACAUGGUGAACUAGACAAUGGCCGAGGCUUUGCUCGGCAAAAACUGUUCCGCCAUAAGCAUGAGAUUGAGUCAGGACGCACCAGCAGUGUGGGCAACGACAUUCUGGGCUUCGACAGUGAGGGCAACGUGGUGAACAAGCCUGACAGCCACGGUGGCAGCUUGGAAUGGACAAAGAUCUGUGAGAAAUCCACCAAAGUCAUUACUUUCAUUGACCUGGCUGGUCACGAAAAGUACCUGAAAACCACCGUCUUUGGCAUGACCGGCCAUUUACCUGACUUCUGCAUGCUUAUGGUUGGCAGUAAUGCUGGGAUUGUUGGAAUGACCAAGGAGCACUUGGGCCUGGCGCUUGCACUUAAUGUUCCCGUCUUUGUUGUAGUGACCAAGAUCGACAUGUGCCCUGCCAACAUCCUGCAAGAAACCCUGAAGCUGUUACAGCGACUGCUGAAGUCCCCAGGGUGCAGGAAGAUUCCCGUGCUGGUUCAGAGCAAGGAUGAUGUCAUUGUAACAGCCUCCAACUUCAGCUCAGAGAGGAUGUGCCCCAUUUUCCAGAUUUCCAAUGUCACCGGGGAGAACCUAGAUUUGCUGAAGAUGUUUCUUAAUCUCUUGUCUUCACGGACCAGUUACAGGGAAGAAGAGCCAGCAGAAUUCCAGAUAGAUGAUACUUACUCUGUCCCGGGUGUAGGAACAGUGGUGUCUGGGACAACACUGAGAGGCCUCAUCAAGCUAAAUGACACCCUGCUGCUGGGGCCAGAUCCCCUUGGCAACUUCCUACCCAUUGCUGUCAAAUCCAUCCACCGCAAGAGAAUGCCCGUCAAAGAAGUGCGGGGAGGUCAGACUGCCUCCUUUGCUUUGAAAAAGAUCAAGCGUUCUUCCAUCCGGAAAGGCAUGGUAAUGGUGUCACCCCGCCUGAAUCCACAAGCAUCGUGGGAGUUUGAAGCAGAGAUUCUGGUGCUCCAUCACCCCACCACCAUCAGCCCACGAUAUCAGGCCAUGGUGCACUGUGGCAGCAUCCGUCAGACAGCCACGAUUCUCAGCAUGGACAAGGACUGCCUGAGGACAGGGGACAAAGCCACGGUGCACUUCCGCUUCAUCAAAACCCCAGAAUACUUACACAUAGACCAGCGGCUGGUCUUCCGUGAAGGCCGCACCAAAGCUGUGGGUACCAUCACUAAGUUACUCCAGACCACCAAUAACUCCCCAAUGAACUCUAAGCCACAGCAGAUCAAGAUGCAGUCAACCAAGAAGGGAGCCGUUACGAAACGAGAGGAUGGUGUUCCCCCAGCUGGGACAGCAUCUGGGGGCCCACCAGCUGGGGACGAGGCCCCCUCAACAGCCGCAGCGCCACUGACACCUCCUGCCCUGCAGCCAUUGCCUGCACUGGAUGAAGAGCCCCACAUCCGUGAGGGCAAUAAGUCUAAAGUCGGAGGAGGAGGACGGCGACGUGGGGGUCAGCGCCAUAAAGUGAAGUCUCAGGGAGCCUGUGUGACUCCUGCCAGUGGCUGCUGAAUUUCUUACUCCUCCCCCCUCUGAGGAAUUCCUCCCCUUCCCUUCAUUUCUUAUCCAAAAGAUCCAGAGCAGCUUAAACCAAAACCCAUCCAGCUGAUUGGCUGCAGAAGAAUCGUCCCUCCUCUCUGAAGGAAGCGAUGGAGAGGAGAAUAAUUUAUAAGCUAAUGAAGGUGAUGAGACACACAGAACUGAGUAACUGACACCUUCCUCCCCCCCCCUAUUGACACAUUUUUGUACAUCAUGGGCUUAGUUUUUAUUCUUAGUUUUUAUUAUAUUUUGUGUGCAUGAAGAUGAGAGGAGAGUCUGGAUAGAACUGCAAAGAGCCAGUUAGCUGCCUCCCUCCUCCCUCACCCCAUUCUGUCCACAGGACUUGCUGCUCUCCUCCUCUUUGCUGUCUCAGAUCCAGGGGUUAUCAAACGCUGGAAAUUUCAGACUUGCAAAGGUUAAAACACAUUGCUUAGGAUGGCUCCACAGGGCAUUGUUUCCUCACCACUGAGGCCCCGUGCCAAAUUUCUGGAUUCUCUUUCUAAGUGGGUUUAAUUUAAUGUUGUAGUGACUGAAGUUUGAAGGAGAUGGUAAGAAAGUUACUCACAGAUCUGAGAGGGAAACAAAUUGGAAAGCAGUUCUUGACGUUGAGGAAUCCUAUAGUGAAUAUACUUCUCGAAUAUGUUGAUAGCACUGAAGAUUUUAAUUGGAGACAGAAUUAAAUGGGCAGGCAUUUGCCCAUCCUGUUCCCCUUCCCAUCACGCUGCUUUUCCUCAUUGUUUGCUUCGUGCACAUUGGAUUGAAUUGAAGCUGCCUCUUGAGGCUGCAGCAGCUCAAUUGACAGUAUUAAGAAUAUAUUGGAGGAACAUGUGCUCUGUCCUUAGAACCAGAGAAGGCCUUCUCACCUCAGUGGACAGAGAUCACAGGUGGUUACACAGGUACCUUUAGAACAGAGACACCAGGCAAACCUGACCUCCCCUUGAUUUUGUUUACUCCAGUAUUUCCUAAAUCUUCUGGAACUCACUGGCCAAACUUUGCCAUGACAGAGGUAGGAUUUGUCUUCUCCCCUCUUGGCCAAAGAGGGCAAUGAUGGAGUGGUACCGAACUUAUGGAAGUGCUUUCAGGUUUGGAAGUACAUGGUAGUUUUUCUUUCUUUUUUUUUUUUUUUUUUUUUUUAAAAAGAAAAGAUUGUAUGGUGGGUUUUUUUUUUUUUUUUAAUGACAAAUUCUGGCUUUUCUAGGAAGGCCCUGCAAGGACAGUCUAUGAAUUAACUUCAUUGUUACGAUAUUUGUUAACCCUGCGUUGUGCAAGUGAUCAAUUCCCUGCUUAUUUUGAUCUCUCUUCUUCUAACCCUGCCUCUUCGCUUGGCUCCUGCGAGGACAGGAGUUCUCUGCCAGCUUCUGGUGAGCUGUGGAAGCGUGGGAGCAUUUUGAGGGAGGAGGCGGCAUCCUCAGCAAAUUGUUGCUCUCCCCAGCCGGUGCGGUCAGCCUUGGUUUCUUUGAGGGCUUCCUCCUCCAGUGAAGGAUUAUGUUUUAAUUAGGGGGUGACUGUAAGGUUUCUGCUCCUCCUUAGCGGUUGUUCCUGUUUCUCACUCUGUGGCACCUAUGUGGAGUUCAUUCCAGUUUACCUUGUGAUUUGAGGUAGGCUUUCAAGCCGACUGAGCGACAGCAGGCCUCAGGAGGGGAGAGCACAUCUCCCGAUGCCGGCACCAGCACUCCAAGAGCAUUAAGUGGCAUGGGAGAGGUGAGGAAUGUGGUUUGGAGACGAGGGUACUUUGCCUUAGAGACUGCAGUGGCCUGAGCAUGGUGGAAGAGGAGGUCAGACAGUCCUUUCCAAGCUAUGUGCCUACAUACCAGCACUCUCCUGGCGAGGGAGGAACUAUAGGCAGCUACAACACUAAUAGCACCCGCAUUGUGAGGGGGUGUGAAGUGUGGCUAAGCAGGGCACGAGGGCCUGGUGGGGUUGUCUUCUGGCCCUGUAGCAGCAUCAAACUGCAUCUGAUUUCACUGCCCUCUGCGUCUGAGGGGAACAGGGAACUCGAGGCGGUUUUCUCUUUCUCCAUUCCUUGUGCUCCAAAUGAAGGAGACUGCCGAGACUAGAAGAGGAUUUACUUCAGUUUGUGCAAAGGAGGUGGUGGUGAUCUUCUCUUUUGUGACCAGCAUUCAAAGAUCACUCAGGCUGGUGUGAUCUAUAAAAUAAAUUUUAAAAAAGUUUGUUCCAAGUUAAA
Messenger RNA from Strigops habroptila (Kakapo), 5434 nucleotides. RefSeq names its product GTP binding protein 1 (gene GTPBP1). Gene Ontology annotation, biological process: translational elongation. Gene Ontology annotation, molecular function: GTPase activity; GTP binding; translation elongation factor activity. The coding region runs from base 1372 to 3222 and encodes 616 amino acids. NCBI's taxonomy places the organism in Eukaryota, Metazoa, Chordata, Aves, Psittaciformes, Psittacidae. The record is from RefSeq and is a predicted model, not a curated record. The transcript has 13 exons.